Callorhinchus milii (elephant shark) is the source of this 972-nucleotide messenger RNA. RefSeq names its product acetyl-CoA acetyltransferase, cytosolic. The record is from RefSeq and is a predicted model, not a curated record. Gene Ontology annotation, biological process: fatty acid beta-oxidation. NCBI's taxonomy places the organism in Eukaryota, Metazoa, Chordata, Chondrichthyes, Chimaeriformes, Callorhinchidae. Gene Ontology annotation, molecular function: acetyl-CoA C-acetyltransferase activity.
UGCAGCGCUGUGAGUGGGAGAGACGAUGUUGUGAUCCUCUCCGCAGCGAGAAACCCAAUAGGCCAAGGACAGAAUCCUGCCCGUCAGGCCAGCGUGGCAGCAAGCAUUCCCUAUUCGGUGCCAGCAUGGAGCUGCCAGAUGAUCUGUGGUUCCGGACUGAAGGCCGUGUGUUUAGGAGCACAGUCCAUCCUCACGGAAAACGCCAGGAUUGUAGUAGCAGGCGGCGUGGAAUGCAUGAGCAAGGCUCCACAUGUGGUUCCAAUGCGAGUUGGGGUCAAAGUAGGAGACAUGUCCCUUCAGGAUACCAUUCUGUGUGAUGGCCUAAUGGACGCCUUUUAUAUACACAUGGGUGUAACAGCUGAGAACGUGGCGAUGCAGUGGCAUGUGAGUCGAGAGGAGCAGGACAAGUUUGCUGUACAGUCCCAGAACCGAACUGAGGCAGCACAGAAAGCUGGCUAUUUUGAAAAAGAAAUUGUUCCUGUCUCCGUCCCUUCCAGGAGAGGGCCUAUCGAGGUGUCAACUGAUGAGUUUCCCCGUCACGGAAGCACCUUCGAAGCCAUGUCUAAACUAAAGCCGGCUUUUGCAAAGGGCGUAUCUGGCACUGUCACUGCUGCUAAUGCUUCAGGAAUAAAUGACGCCGCAGCUGUGAUUCUGAUGAAGAAAUCAGAAGCUGACAAGAAAUGCCUGAAACCUUUGGCUCAGAUUGUAUCCUGGGUCGAGGCUGGUUUGCAUCCUGCCAUUAAUGCACACUCCCUGACAAAGGGCAUUUUUCCCAACACGCUGAAGGUAUAUGUCAGCUGGAUAACUGAUGAGGAAACUCUGGCUUGGGUCAACAGCUGCUGGAAGGUGUUACCUGGAGUCCGAAUAUGUGAACAUGUGUUCGUACAUCCAGUGCCCGAAAUUCAUCUGGAUUGGCCUGCAGUGAGUCUAAUUGGAAUUGAGGUACAGAUCAACGAUGAUCAGAACUUUUGA